Mya arenaria is the source of this 1283-nucleotide messenger RNA. RefSeq lists its product as uncharacterized. The coding region runs from base 157 to 810 and encodes 217 amino acids. The record is from RefSeq and is a predicted model, not a curated record. NCBI's taxonomy places the organism in Eukaryota, Metazoa, Mollusca, Bivalvia, Myida, Myidae. The transcript has 5 exons.
AUGGGGUGCCGGGUGGGUAUAAAUUGGCGCUGAGCUCCGAGCCCAAUACAAAAUACAUUCAACUAUCUCGCUAUUAGCCUGCUGGUCGGGACUAACAAGGAAUAUAUCACCAAGAAGAAAACUAUUAAAUUCUUGAAGUUCAGGAACUAAGGAAAAAUGAUGAAGACAAUCGUAGUAGUUGUUGCCGUGUUGGCCCUGUGCCUCAUUGUUGCCGAAGCCAGAUCACGAAAGAGCCACGACAGUGGCAAUAGUGAUUCCCGGAAGACAGGUGAUAGGAAGCAGGGGGACAGACCCCUUCCCAAGCCACUGGGACGCGAGGUGAAGUUGUGUAAAGCCCUCGUAAACGGAAACAUCACCAACGAUAACCAAACAUUUGAAAACGUUUUCAUAGCCGUGAACACAACGUGUACCGAAUUGCUCGACUUCCUGGUAGCACAGAAUGACAGCGUGCCGGAAGAUACUACUGGGCGUACCAAGCGCAGAGCUGGACGUGGACGUGGGAGUAAAGGUAGACGCCAACCUGGGAAAAAGGCCAGCGCCGAUAGUGAGAAGAGCAUUUCAAGCGAGUCAAUUGAGAGUGACGAGAGUGGGUCAACUGAUGAACGCCAGGGCGAUGGUGAGCUUGGGGGACAGACGCCGGUAAAGAAGCUGCUGCACUUCUGUGAUGAAGUCAAGGAAUUUGUGCCCACGGAGGAAACGUCUCAAGACCUUGUGGCAAUUGUGGAGAAGUUCGAAUCACCUUGCACAACAGCGUGCGAAAUUGCUGGGGGCGUUGAUUGUGCCCCUCUUGUUGAUGGUGGGGCCCAGUAGGAGACAUAAACUGUUACUGUCCAGAACAGAAGUGUGCCAUGUGUUUGCGAAUUAAAGAGAUACUCCGUCAUUUAAAUAUUUUUUUUAAAUAAUCAAGACAAUUUCAUCACGGUUUUAAAGAGAAGUUAACUCAAUAAUGAGUCCUGAUAUUCCUGGACGACCUUCAGUUGUUACGCAGCGAUACUUACGUCUUAAAGACAAUCCAAAGAAAUAAACCGACGGAAUGUCCCUUUAAUUUGACGACUAACCUAAAUGAUCUUACUGGAUGAGUUCUGUAUAUAAAUAUCGAUGUUUACUAUUUAAAUAAUAGUUAAAGAUGCGGGACAUCUAUUAAGCCUUGUUAAAAGAACAGUAUUACGUAAAUUACUCAUAAAUUGUUAAAUUAAAUUAUUUGUUGAAAUGUUAUUCCAUACUGACAAGCGACUGCACAUUAAACUUUGUAUCAGUAUUGAAAUAAAACGACAGUAAAACUA